Bombina bombina (fire-bellied toad) is the source of this 511-nucleotide messenger RNA. It is a transcript of the gene NDUFA5, whose product is annotated as NADH:ubiquinone oxidoreductase subunit A5. The record is from RefSeq and is a predicted model, not a curated record. Lineage: Eukaryota; Metazoa; Chordata; Amphibia; Anura; Bombinatoridae. Bases 63 to 413 code for a protein of 116 amino acids. The transcript is spliced from 5 exons. Gene Ontology annotation, biological process: respiratory electron transport chain.
UCUGGCCUGGCGCUUCUGUCAUUGGUUACUCCGCCUUACCCAUCGUGCAGUGCAGGAAAAUCAUGGCCGGGGUUCUGAAGAAGACCACUGGUUUGGUUGGAUUGGCAGUUUCUCAGAAUCCUCAUGAGCGCCUGAGGAUAUUAUACUCAAAGAUACUGGCCACACUGCAGACUGUACCUAGGGAUGCAGCAUAUCGAAAAUACACUGAGCAAAUAGUAAAUGACAGAUUUAAUGCAGUAAAGGCGGAGUCUGAUAUCCAGAAACUUGAGAAUAGAAUUAAUUCUGGCCAAAUAGAAGAAGUCAUUCAGCAGGCGGAAAAUGAACUUCACCUUGCUAGAAAAAUGGUGGAAUGGAAACCUUGGGAACCUUUAAUCGAAGAGCCUCCCGCUAAUCAAUGGAAGUGGCCCAUCUAGUGCUGUCAUUUUUGUAAAUAUGUGUAUAAAUUCCUAAGGAGAACGCAUUUUGAUGUGUAUUGUUUGCUCUAUGGAAAAUAAAAUUUCAAAGAAAAGUC